This is a messenger RNA of Phytophthora infestans T30-4, 987 nucleotides long. Its product is annotated as nuclear prelamin A recognition factor-like protein. The transcript has 3 exons. The record is from RefSeq and is a predicted model, not a curated record. Gene Ontology annotation, molecular function: 4 iron, 4 sulfur cluster binding. Lineage: Eukaryota; Oomycota; Peronosporomycetes; Peronosporales; Peronosporaceae. Bases 1 to 987 code for a protein of 328 amino acids.
AUGUGGCUGCACACUCGUGGAGCUCGAGCAGCAGCGUGCAAGAAGCGAAACACACAGGUGGGUCAAGGCUUGGCCCAAGCAGAUAGUGCUCAAAGAGCCUCACUGUCAACUCCACUCUCUUCAGUUGGCGAAGAAGACGACACAGGCUGUGUCGUCGUGGAUUUGUGGAAUGCGUCGACAGUAGCUAGUGCCGAAGACGAGAGCAAAACCUCCGUAUACAUCGCAGCCACCAUCCAAUCAAAGACCGACCCGCUCCGAUACCAUAACGUGAACUGCACGAAGGCGGGCAGCAGUCAGAAUACCAGUUCACGUGGCCAUCUUGAGCACAUUUUCCGUUAUGCUGCAAAGGAAUAUUUCAACGUGGAAGUGAAUGGACCACUUGAGUACGUUGUGGGUCGCAAUCCGGACUUUCGUGAAGUCUCGCUGGUUGUAGAAGGCAAAGAAGUGCAAAAGCUCGCUGUCGCGUACGGGCUCCGCAACAUCCAGUCGAUCAUGACGAAGAUCAGGAGAAACCGGUGUCCGUAUCACUACGUCGAGAUCAUGGCAUGUCCAAGUGAAUGUCUGAAUGGUGGCGGCCAGAUCCGACCAAAGUCGACGGUGCUGGCUUCGGAAUUGCUUGACAAUGUCACGAGCCACUUCCAGGAGCUGUGUAGCCUCGGUGUAACCCUCGUGAUCGACUCGAUAUGCAGUGGAGACUUUGCACUGCUCGAAUCUCGCGCAGAAUUCCUGCACAGAUACCGUAAUCAACAGAAGACUAUCUGGGCUCGACCACCGUCUUUUGUAGCUGUCUUGUCCGCUAAGACCGAGUUCUUGGAGCCUAGUACAACUGCCAAUCCGCUGCAAGACCCGCUUCGAGCGAUGCCAGUGCUAGCAUCAUCGUGUCCUGGAUGGAAUAUGCUGAAAAGUCUCAACCGAAUGCCAUUCCGUUCAUUGACACGACGAAAUCGCCGCAACAAAUUGCUGGCUCGAUCAUCAAGCGCUUCAUAA